Molecule: messenger RNA, 1557 nt
Organism: Aplosporella prunicola CBS 121167
Lineage: Eukaryota; Fungi; Ascomycota; Dothideomycetes; Botryosphaeriales; Aplosporellaceae
Exons: 3
Coding region: 1-1557 (518 amino acids)
Biological process (GO): protein deubiquitination
Molecular function (GO): cysteine-type deubiquitinase activity
Source: RefSeq, a predicted model, not a curated record
AUGGCUUUGACAAAGAUCAAUGGCAAAAUGGCGCGUGCCAUGGCCCUCAAGAGCAAGCGGAGACGCAAGCCCGUCUUUGUCUCCUCCAAGCAGCUCCUUCACCCUCGACUUGUCCACCAAACGCGGAAAAGACGACCCUUUCAUCUUCCAUCAAAGAAACCCUCGGAUUCUCAGGCCCUCGAUCCCCUCAAUAUGAGCUCUUCCCCCGAGGCCGAUCGUUCUCCUUCUCCUCCUUCUCCCCCGCCACCAGACGAGCUGCAGUCCUCUUUCCUCAAACUUCUCCCCCGCCAAUCUCCACCAGAUUCGGGCCAGAGCAAUCCGUCGGACGCCGCAAAACUCGCUCUCCAGAAGCUCCUGGCCGACCCGAUCAAGUUUGUGCCGGCUACCAAGACCACCAUGGACACUGAGAUUCGCACCGUCCCUAAGCGGCUGAUGAGGGAGAACCGGACCGCUCGCCAGGAAUCGCGCUUCUCCUAUGUCCGUGGCAUCUCCAAAAGCUUCCCCAACGCGAACAUGGGAGCCAUUGGCAUGUACAACCCGGCCAACUGGUGCUACCGGCGCGGUGUGCUGCAGUCGCUGAUGAACCUGCCCGUAUUUCUGAACUGGAUCGAGCGGCACCAGGCCAACGGACGUUACUGCAGUAGCCGGCGCGGAGCGUCGUAUUGCAUUGCGUGCGCUUUGAAAAACCUGUACCAGGCUUACUGGGACCCUGGCCGCACGUCUAGAUCCGUCCUACAGGCGACCAGUUAUUUUGAUAAGGUUGUUGCCUCGCUCGGCAGUGAGCCUAACACUGAUAGCCCCUGGCCGCCAGAUGGCGGUCAUUUUAAUUUGUAUAGCCAAAAAGGGAAGAAACGCAAGCGCGAUGACCACUCGCAGCAGUGUGCCGGGGAGUUUGCUGGCUGGCUCUUCCAGCAGCUGGACGACAGAGGGGUGAUGCCAAAAGAAGAAACCAACGCGCUCUUCAUGUUGGAAAUCGAAAGGCAAUGGAAUUGUAUACGUUGCAAGCACGCGCACAAGAGUGAUGUCGAGGCGCAAUCCCAAAUCAUCAUCUCGCUGCGUGAUCCCAAGCGCGGCCUCAGCUUCGAAGAAUACGUCGACAAAUACUUUUUAGAACGGCUCUCUGGCCCGCGCUGCGACGCAUGCCGCACCACCCAGGAUGUCAACCGCCGCGGCCGCAUCGUCGACGGCCCGGAGGUGCUGUUCGUGCAGCUCCAGCGCGUGGGGUAUGACCCAUACAGGGGAGGCGCGUACAAGAUCCACGACGUCUGUCCAUACCCCCUGUACCUCGACCUCAGCAAGCAUUCAAUCGAGCCAUCGCUGCGGGCGAAGGGUAACCUGAGGUACAAGCUUUCGUCUGUCGUGCAGCAUGCAGGCGAGGCUGGGAGCGGGCAUUACACGGCCAAAGUCGUCUCGCCGUUGGGGGUCGAGCUGCUGAACGACGAGAGUCCCGCGGCGAAGUUGACGGUGGAGCGGUUGCUGAGGCCCAAGGAUGGCUCCUUCCUACCGUACCUCUUGACGUAUGUGCGGGUGCGGCCGGGUGACGAGCGCGGCCGCUGA